AUUCCAAAGGGAGCCAGUUUAAAAUACAGCAAGACUUGGGAUAUAUGUGGCGUCAAGCGCCGGCGCCUGCCUCCCUUCUUCAACUCCACACUGAACGAGCUUGUGGCGGCGCCUUCCUCUCCAUUAGUUAAGCGACUCGUGACUGCACACCGAAAAUUGAAAAUUGAAGCCAUCACCAAAAGCAGCUCGCCGAAAUCUUCGCCCCAAGAAAAAAACUCUCCACUCCAUGCACGCAAAUAAGCACUUUCGCUGCAUCGAUCAAUCGGGGCACUUUGGCGGAGGUGAGAAAUAUACAUGUUCCCACGACGAGCGAUGGCUAACGUGUUGGAGUAGUGGUUAACGCGACAGCCUGCUAAGCUGUUUCCUUCGGGAGCGAGUGUUCGAAUCACUCAGGUGUCGGAAUUUUUAUUUUUUUAUUUUUUGUUUUUGUCAUUUUAGACUUUUUGUUUUUUGAUAUUUUACUUUUUUGGUUUGUUAGUAGAUAUCCCCCUCCAUUUCGUAUUGGGCGUGGCGUUUCUGCUGCCAUAAUCGCCCCUUGCACGGAUGAGUUUACUUGCCUGCCGUUGCAAUCAGAUAGCUACUUACAUUAUGUGCAGGUAUUAGAUCAUUGAAUUAGUGGAGGAGAAUAUGCGAGGUAUCAGUUCUGCAAUCCGAAGUACAUAAGCCUGGCACAGUGAUUUCAUCAGCAAGCAUUGGUACUCAAUACAGAAACUAUAACUGCAAUCAGAAAAAAUUAGAUUCUGAUAGCCCAGCUGGUCGAUGUCAGAAAACUUGCUGCCUUCGUUAAGAACGUGCUUGUGAUAAGCACCUGCAUUGCUCUCCCAACAAUGAUAUGAGUAUGGAAGCCAAUGAUAGCCUUAGUCAAUAUUACAUAAUCCAUUGUUCAAACAGCAUGGAACAAAGUCUUCCGAUCACCGUUGAAUCCGCAAUUCUUAAGCUGGAAACAAACAAUAGCUAUCAGUUACGAUUGGAGAUUUGUGUUCUUAGGGGCACUUUGAUACCGUCUUUGUUCUUUUACUGAUCAUUUUGGCGAUUGGAUUUAACAACGUGCUCUAACACAAGUCUCAUAUGUGUGCGCCCAAGGUCACGCCACCGCUUUCAUUCUCAGCAAGCAUGUCACCAGAGAAAGGAGUGUUUUGCUAUGCCAAGUUCAAUCUACCUGCCCUCCUUCACCUCGCAAGUCAGCUUCGCGAUGUGAAGUGCAGUUGCGAUGAAUCGAAGCGGCCAGAGAGCGGGGCCUUAAACUGGGCAAUUGUCCUUUCGUUUGAGGAUGGCGUGGAAUGGAUCUUUCGAUCUCCUCGAAGAUGCCACGAUAUUUCUCCGGAGACUAUACCAAAGUUGAUUAAAAGUGAGGUUGCAACGAUGAAAUAUGUCAAGAUGAAUAGCUCAAUUCCUGUUCCAGAGGUGUUCGAUUAUAGCUGUACCGGAUCUAAUACGAUUGGGGUUCCUUUUAUUCUUAUGAGCAAAGCUCCCGGUUACGCACUGAGUCGUUUCUCCUGGAAUUCUAUUCCGGACGGGAUGGUCGCGUCUCGCAAACCACUUCCCUGCCUUAAGAGAGCGAACAAGGAGAAGGUAAUGAAGCAACUUGGUGAAAUAAUCUCACCGUUGUUGAAUCUACGGUUCGAUGAGAUCGGUUCUCUGGUCGAAGAAGAUGGUGAAUAUCUUAUCAAACAGUGUGUCUCGCCUGCACUAGUUUGGCACGGGCGCGAUUCGUUACAGGAUGAAGUCCGACGAGGUCCAUUUCGGCAUACUCAUGAUUACUACGAAUCGCAGCUUUCGGCAUUUAUUCUUCAUGUCAAAAAGCUCCCGCUAGAGCAGCACGCCUUCUUCGCGCCGAUCCCAGAACUUGGAGAAUAUGAAACACUUUCGAGCUACCGAUCUGCAGUCAGUCGAUGGAAUCAUUUUGUAACUGUGGGUGCAAAAAUCGACGGGAGUAAGAAUUCACUGGAUUACUGCGUCGCUGGGCACUUUCUACGCCAGAUGAUACCUUUGAUUACGCAGCAAUCGUUCGCGACCGCAGGCAAUUUUGGGAAUGCAUACCCUCUCUCCCAUCCAGAUAUCAGCACAAGCAACGUUUUUCUUGAUAGUGAUUUCAAUAUCACUUGUGUCAUUGACUGGGCGUUCUCUUCCACUGUUCCUAUAUCGACACUUCUUAUCACUCCAAGCCUCCCUCACCCAAGAGACGAAGUUGACUCGACACUAGUUCCUGCUUUCAGGUCCAGUUUCACACAUCACUUUCUGCAGGGAAAGGAUGUCAAGUUCAACCAAGAAUUCCGGGACUCUACCAGGAGGGCAUGGUUGUUUUCGCGACUAGUGACUCUCGACAGUCUGCAAGACUACCGGUAUUUUAAAGAGCUGUACAUGUCGGUUUAUGAACUAGAAGAUGGUGUAGAGAUACCUAGGCUUUUUAAAGACGUACAAAGGCAAGAGGAGUUUGUACAGUUGGCCGCGACGCUUGCGGAGGAUGAUCGUUCAGUAGAUGAGAUCCGAAGAGAUGAAGGGGAAUACUUCCGCUAUUCGCAUUCGGAUAGGGAAGCUAUAGCAAGGAAACUUACAAUGGUGGCAGGUUUGAGCGAGGGGUUUGUAGCGGAUGAGAGGUUGUGGGAAUGGAUUGAAGAAGCCACAGGAUAG
Molecule: messenger RNA, 2631 nt
Organism: Cadophora gregata
Lineage: Eukaryota; Fungi; Ascomycota; Leotiomycetes; Helotiales; Ploettnerulaceae
Exons: 4
Coding region: 1069-2631 (520 amino acids)
Source: RefSeq, a predicted model, not a curated record